GCCAGGCGCAUGAGGCAGGAUAGAAACACAACGAAGGACUGAAAGCGGAGAGAAGCUGGAAGACAAGCAAUCGGUGGCUACACUUUUCAUUUUCCAACAUAUGAGCGUGCGUGCUGGAAAGUUGUUUAGCGAAAGAGACAGACCUUAGCCUUAUUAAGAAAAAAAAUAACUUUUUGGUCUGUUUAGAGGGGGAACACGUCGCCAUCCCCCUUCCGAAACAAUAAAGCAGAGUUUCCCACGGUUUUGUUAAGAUCAGGUUCGUCGAAAUGCGCAUAGUUCAGUUUAAUGCUAAUUUAUGCUGUUUUAUUAUCUAGUUAAGCAACCAUUUUGCUUUGUUAGUUUACUUAAUAAGGGGCAUUCACGAGUGAUGUUUGAACGGUGACUUUAGAUUUCACUCCGCGCAACUCGAUUUUCGUUCUAUGGACAUUCCUGGACGCAUUGUGGCGCCCAGCUUCUGCCACUCAAACUAUUGGAGGAUUUAGGAUCUGCAGCACUUCACAAAAACGCACAACGUUACCCCACUUUGCUGACAGUAAAUAUACGUGGAAUAGGCUAAUCGGGUAGCUCACCUGCAGCGGAGCACAUGGCCUUGUGCUGAUGCCCCCAGCUGUCUGUCUGAACACGUCGCCCGUGCCUUGCCUCUGCCAGUGGAAUGGGCACCCACAGAAUGCUGCUGUCAUGGAGUCUGCUCCUCCUGUGGACCGUGCUGACCCAGCUGCCGACAGGGGCGCGAGCGAGACCGGCCGUCACCGAUCAAGUCCAGUCGGAGGUGAAAAUGGAGCUGUACACGUUGUUCCCGGGAGAGCGUUUAGUGCUGGCAUGCUUCGAGCCUGCAGAGGCGCAGCAGGAGGUCAGGUGGACCAAGCAGGGGGUGCCGGUGGCUCGCGAGGGCCGCGUGCUGGAGAUCGAGGCCGCAGAGCCGGCAGACUCGGGCCUGUACGGCUGCUUUAGCCACGGCCCGCGGGGCAACCACAGCGCCUAUUUCGCAGUGAACAUCACAGCUGAUGCAGUGGCAUCGUCUGAAGAUGAGGAUGAUGAUGAGUCUUCCUCGGAAGAGAACAAACUCUCAAGCAGCCAGAAGCUUCUGCCAAUGGCACCUAGGUGGGCUCAGCCUGAGAAGAUGGAGAAGAAGCUGCAUGCUGUCCCUGCCAGCAAAACGGUCAAGUUCCGGUGCCAGGCCAAUGGCAACCCCACGCCCUCUCUCCGCUGGCUGAAGAACGGCAGGGAGUUCAAACGGGACCAUCGCAUCGGUGGCUUCAAGCUAAGGGAGCAUAUGUGGACCAUUAUCAUGGAGUCAGUGGUGCCCUCAGACAAGGGCAACUACACGUGCUUGGUGGAGAACAAGUACGGCAGCAUCAACCAUACAUACCAACUGGAUGUAGUAGAGCGCUCUCCUCACCGGCCCAUCCUGUACGCGGGUCUGCCCGCUAACCGCACCGCCGUGGUGGGCAGCGACGUGGAGUUCGUGUGCAAGGUAUUCAGCGACCCGCAGCCGCACAUCCAGUGGCUGAAGCACAUCGAAGUGAAUGGGAGUCGAGUGGGGCCUGACGGCCUGCCCUUCGUCCGCAUUCUCAAGCACUCAGGGGUCAAUAGCUCGGACACCCAGGUGCUGACCCUCUACAAUAUCACUGAGGAGGAGGGGGGCGAGUAUAUAUGCAAAGUGUCCAAUUAUAUAGGAGAGGCCAAUCAGUCGGCCUGGCUAACGGUCCUCAGGCACAAGGCCCAAGCCAUGCCCCCGACCGACGUGCCCACUCAGACCUACCUUGAGGUCCUGAUCUACUGCGUGGGUUUCUUCCUCAUCUCCAUCAUGGCCGGUGUGGCCACCAUCGUCAAGAUCCGCAGCUCCUCCAAGAAGAGCGAGUUCAACGGGCAGCUAGCCGUCCACAAGCUAGCCAAGAGCAUUCCCCUCCGCAAGCAGGUAACAGUGUCUGUGGACUCGAGCUCCUCUCUGAACUCCGGGGCGAUGCUGGUGCGCCCCUCGCGCCUCUCGUCCAGCGGGACGCCCAUGCUGCCCGGUGUGACCGAGUACGAGCUCCCGCAGGACCCUCACUGGGAGUUCUUCCGGGAAAGGCUGGUUCUUGGGAAGCCCCUGGGAGAGGGCUGCUUUGGGCAAGUGGUUAUGGGGGAGGCCCUGGGGCUGGACAAGGAGAAGCCCAACCGUGUGACCAAAGUGGCUGUCAAGAUGCUCAAAUCUGAUGCCACAGAGAAGGACCUCUCGGAUCUCAUCUCUGAGAUGGAGAUGAUGAAGAUCAUCGGGAAACACAAGAACAUCAUUAACCUGCUGGGAGCCUGCACACAAGACGGGCCUCUGUAUGUGAUUGUGGAGUACGCCUCUAAAGGGAAUCUGAGGGAGUAUCUGCGUGCCCGUAGACCUCCUGGCAUGGAGUACUGCUACAACCCUGACCAGGUGCCAUCGGAGAGCAUGUGCAUCAAAGACCUCGUCUCCUGUGCCUAUCAGGUGGCACGGGGCAUGGAGUACCUGGCAUCCAAAAAGUGUAUUCACAGAGAUCUCGCUGCCCGGAAUGUCUUGGUCACAGAAGACAAUGUGAUGAAGAUAGCAGACUUUGGCCUGGCCAGAGACAUUCAUCACAUAGAUUACUACAAGAAGACAACAAAUGGCCGUUUGCCUGUAAAAUGGAUGGCACCGGAAGCUUUGUUCGACCGGAUCUACACGCACCAGAGCGAUGUGUGGUCUUUUGGGGUGCUGCUGUGGGAGAUCUUCACCCUCGGUGGGUCUCCAUACCCAGGGGUGCCUGUGGAGGAGCUCUUCAAGCUCCUGAAGGAAGGCCAUCGCAUGGACCGGCCGUCUGCCUGCCCGCAGGAGCUGUACCUAAUGAUGAAAGACUGCUGGCACGCCGUUCCUACUUACAGGCCCACAUUCAAACAGCUCGUCGAAGACCUCGACCGCAUCCUGUCUAUGACAGCCAACCAGGAGUACCUGGACCUCUCCGAGCAUAUGGAUGCUCCCUACUCCCAGGUCGUCCUGGAUACCCGUAGUUCUACGUGUUCUUCUGAGGUGGACUCAGUCUUCUCCCAAGAUGCUGGGGUCGAAGAGCCCUGCCUUCCUGCCCCCCAUUCCCAGACCACCAGUCGGACCUUCAGGAAGCACUGAAGGCCCCUCUGAAAUUGCCAAAUAAAUUUUCCCAUUUCUCCCAGGUUCCACGCUAAUCUCCAGGCAAAGGUUCUGCGUCCUUUUCAUAAAUGCACAGUGUCACAGAAAUGGUCACUCUCAAGCCUGGCAUCUGAUACAGAGGAAGGACUUGUGGCUAGAGCAGUGCCUCAUGGGAAAAUCAGAGAUUUUUGAAAAUAAACUGAAGGGUUUGCUCACUGCUUUCACCGAGCAGCUUUUCUCCAGUUCAAAUACCUCGUCCCAGCACAUGACAACAAGGGUUCGCAUCUGACGGACCAUUCACAUUCACUAUGGACAAUUGGCCAACGUCAGCUGCGUGAGGAAUGACUGAUGGUGACCGAGUGACUGGACGAGCAGCUGGAUUUCUUGGCUGGACUGUCACAGCUCUGAGGAGGACCCAAGGCCUUUAGGCUGGAAGAGACAGUUUCUACAUAUUCAGCUGACAUUGUUGCUUCGUCUUUGCAUUCUAAACACAUUCAUCUUUUUGGCCUUGUAGAAGGACCCGUGCAUUUUCAAGCAGGCGCUUGACGUGAAGGCUCUGAAAGGCAUUAGAAAUGGUGUGGGCUUAUAAAAGAGUGGACAUCAUGCCUAAUAGGAACUGAACCAAAGGAGGCAUUGAGCCGAAAGUUCAGGCUCUCCUUGGCAUUCGAUAAGUGAUUCAAGUUGAUCACCAUACCUUUUAUAGAGUAAUUGUAUGCCGUUUUUUUUUUUUUUUUUUCAAAAAUCUGAGACCAAAUCUCAGAAAAAAAGUAUUCUAUAAUACGUUAGCCAACAGCUCUGGCUGUCUUUGUAAAUACAGUUAAAUUGUAUAAAUAUUAUUAUUAUUAUUAUAUAUAUUUACUCUAUUGUUUCUUUUUAAUUAUUUUUGUAUGAGGUCAUUCAUUUCUAUCCAAGUCAAUGAAAUAUAGUUUUUAAUGGAAAGAGUUAGUUGAGGUAAGGGUUCUCAGAAAGAGAAUAAGCUAUUACUGAUCCAGGCCAGUUUGUAUUAAUAGGUGUUCAGCUUUUGAUUCUUUAUGCUAUCCUUAUGCAUACAAUAAUAUUUUGUGCAGAAUAAACCUAUACCAAUAAUGUCAAAUGGACCGCAUUUUCGGGUCAUUGCCAUGUUUCCAUAUGAACAUCACAAUGAACAUGUAGAUUCUUAAAAGACCUUAAUCUCAUCAAAGAAUAUCAUUUUAAACAUAACAAUUGCUUAAUGUCUGAUUAAUCCUAAAUUAAUCCAAUCCUUGCUGUUAAUGGUACAUGCAUAACUGUACAUACUGUCUUAAAGCUUUUGUUCCAUAGCCCAAAAUUAAGAAUAGUUUGAAAUUAUAUCAAGCACAUUUUUCAAAAAUGCUCCUUGGAUGUGGAUUAACUGACAGUUAGUGUUGACAAUCAUCUAAAAAAUAUUGUUUUCAUCUGUCUUCAUCU
Alosa sapidissima (American shad) is the source of this 4537-nucleotide messenger RNA. RefSeq names its product fibroblast growth factor receptor 1b (gene fgfr1b). Gene Ontology annotation, cellular component: signaling receptor complex; membrane. Gene Ontology annotation, molecular function: fibroblast growth factor binding; fibroblast growth factor receptor activity; ATP binding. The coding region runs from base 653 to 3112 and encodes 819 amino acids. NCBI's taxonomy places the organism in Eukaryota, Metazoa, Chordata, Actinopteri, Clupeiformes, Clupeidae. The record is from RefSeq and is a predicted model, not a curated record. The transcript is spliced from 18 exons. Gene Ontology annotation, biological process: fibroblast growth factor receptor signaling pathway; protein phosphorylation; positive regulation of cell differentiation.